AUGCCGAAUCUCAUUGAUCUCUUACGGUCGGUGAAACCGGUCAAUCGAUCGAUCAAAGCGGACGUACAGAUUCAGCUGUCAAGCUGUCCUCCUCUUAUCUCGGUCGACAAAACAUAUGACACUUUUUCAUCCCAAAAUGGUCCUGAGGCUCAAUGCGUGUGCGUGAUCAAGACUCUUACUGGAAGAGGAACACAGCUUGACGCUGCAGACAUCAUGGUUAUUGCAGGCUACCAUGAUCAACUGAGAAUCCUCGAGAAACAAGCGGAAGAUGGUGCUGGUUAUUCGACUGAGCAUCUUGAUGAUGGGGGUCGAUCUCCGGACAAAACCCACCUGUCUCAGGGUCGUGAGAAUUCUGUCGUGAUCUUGAGCCUAGUGCGAAACAUGCACGCACUUGUUACAACAACCGCAGUAUUGUACGACGCGCAAGAAGCAGUUCGAAAAAGCCGAGUGCAGAACGACGGUAAACAUCUUUUGGUCGGCCUCCACCCAAAAGAUGCAAAAUGUCCAUCCAACGAGCCCUUCUCAAUCUGCUGUCCAUGUGUCCCUACAAAUCCGUCGGCCGCGUUCGAUAUCACUCCCGGCAUGAACAUUUUCCAAGUGCCAGCAGUCCUUCCCACCAAUUCUGUGGAAGAGUGA
Messenger RNA from Exophiala spinifera, 636 nucleotides. RefSeq lists its product as uncharacterized. NCBI's taxonomy places the organism in Eukaryota, Fungi, Ascomycota, Eurotiomycetes, Chaetothyriales, Herpotrichiellaceae. The record is from RefSeq and is a predicted model, not a curated record. The transcript has a single exon. Bases 1 to 636 code for a protein of 211 amino acids.